CUAGAGUGGAAAUGGGAGAAUAUAGCUAUGGACUUCGUAGUAGGGUUACCGGCGGCGUCCAACAGAUUGGACUCCAUAUGGGUGAUUGUGGACAGACUCACCAAAUCUGCUCACUUCAUCCCUGUCAGGAGUGGCUAUUCUGUGGACAAGUUGGCACAGGUGUAUGUUGAUGAGAUCGUCAGGCUGCAUGGGGUUCCUGUUUCAAUAGUGUCCGAUAGAGGACCCUACGCAUUUCUUACUAAUCAGAAUGGAUUAUACAUUAGAAAAAAAGGUAAGCUAAGCCCUCGGUUUAUUCGUCCAUAUGAAAUAGUUGAGCAUGUGGGUCCAGUAGCCUACAGGCUAGCUUUACCUCCAGAGUUAGACAGAAUACACAAUGUCUUCCAUAUAUCCAUGUUAAGAAGAUACAGAUCGGACCCGUCACAUGUCAUUUCAGCAGAAACCAUUGAUGUACAAGCUGAUUUAACUUAUGAAGAAGAACCAGUGAAAAUUUUAGCAAGGGAAAUGAAAGAGUUAAGAAAUAAGAAGAUUCCCUUAGUGAAAGUGUUGUGGAGAAAUCACAAGGCAGAAGAAGCUACAUGGGAGAGUGAAGAAGUGAUGAAGCAACAAUAUCCACAGCUGUUCAAAGCAAGUAAAAUUUCGAGGACGAAAUUCAGUAAGAGGAGAAGAGUUGUAACAUCUUCAAAUCCAUAGCUAGAGUAGUUCCAUCACAAGGAAGGGUUAGGCUAUUUUACUACUAGAGUAAGUGGCAUUAG
Manihot esculenta (cassava) is the source of this 752-nucleotide messenger RNA. RefSeq lists its product as uncharacterized. The record is from RefSeq and is a predicted model, not a curated record. The transcript has 3 exons. Gene Ontology annotation, molecular function: nucleic acid binding. NCBI's taxonomy places the organism in Eukaryota, Viridiplantae, Streptophyta, Magnoliopsida, Malpighiales, Euphorbiaceae. The annotation marks the transcript as partial.